AAGUCUCCCCCACCCCAGGGUGUGUCACUUCCUCCUCUGCAGCCUCCCAGAUCAGUGCACAAAGGCUGCUGCUGCCGCCAGAGGAAGAGCUGCUCUGCAUGCACCUAUGUGGAGACUAGGCCUAGAAAGUCUGACUUGCCACACAGCCAGUGAGUGACUGAGGCAGGACCAGAAUUCAGUUGGUUUCCUGUUUGGUUCUACCUCUACUACGGCUUGGAAUCUUGGCUAUGGCGGCUUUGUCAGUGGUCCUUGUUUUCCUGCUGGCCCUGAGCAGAAGUGAGAGUGAAUUGGAUGUCAAGGUCCCAUCCCCAGGAGAGGCCACAGAAUGGGGGGAUUCUGACCUGUUCCUGCCAGGGUCCUGCCAACCAGCACCAUCCUGCCAGAAGUGCAUCCUCUCACAUCCCAGCUGUGCAUGGUGCAAGCAACUGAACUUCACCGCCUCUGGGGAGGCGGAGGAGCGGCGCUGCGCCCGGCGCGAGGAGCUGCUGGCUCGGGGCUGCCCGCGGGAGGAGCUGGAAGAGCCCCGCGGCCGGCAGGAGGUGCUGCAGGACGAGCCGCUCAGCCAGGGAGCCCGCGGCGAGGGGGCCACACAGCUGGCGCCGCAGCGGGUCCGGGUCACGCUGAGGCCCGGGGAGCCCCAGCAGUUCCGGGUCCGCUUUCUCCGUGCCGAGGGAUACCCGGUGGACCUGUACUACCUUAUGGACCUGAGCUACUCCAUGAAGGAUGACCUGGAAAGCGUGCGCCAGCUCGGGCACGCCCUGCUGGUCCGGCUGCAGGAGGUCACCCAUUCUGUGCGCAUUGGUUUUGGCUCCUUUGUGGACAAAACAGUGCUGCCCUUUGUGAGCACAGUGCCCUCCAAGCUACGCCACCCCUGCCCCAGCCGGCUGGAGCGCUGCCAGCCACCCUUCAGCUUCCACCAUGUGCUGUCCCUAACGGGGGAUGCUCAGGCCUUCGAGCGGGAGGUGGGGCGCCAGAGUGUGUCUGGCAACCUGGACUCUCCUGAAGGUGGCUUUGACGCCAUUCUGCAGGCUGUACUCUGCCAGGAGCAGAUUGGCUGGAGAAAUGUGUCCCGGCUGCUGGUGUUCACUUCAGAUGACACAUUCCACACAGCUGGGGAUGGGAAGUUGGGCGGCAUUUUCAUGCCCAGUGAUGGGCACUGCCACUUGGACAGCAAUGGCCUCUACAGUCGCAGCCCAGAUUUUGACUAUCCCUCCGUGGGUCAGGUAGCCCAGGCCCUCUCUGCAGCAAACAUCCAGCCCAUCUUUGCUGUCACCAGUGCCACACUGCCUGUCUACCAGGAGCUGAGUAAGCUGAUUCCUAAGUCCGCAGUGGGGGAGCUGAGUGAGGACUCCAGCAAUGUGGUACAGCUCAUCAUGGAUGCUUAUAAUAGUCUGUCAUCCACCGUGACCCUCGAACACUCUAAACUCCCUCAUGGGGUCCGCAUCUCUUACGAAUCCCAGUGUGGGGGUCCUAAGAAGAAGGAGGGUGAGGCUGGGGACCGAGGACAGUGCAACCAUGUCCGAGUCAACCAGACGGUGAAUUUCUGGGUUACUCUCCAAGCUACCGAUUGUCUCCUCGAGCCCCAUCUCCUGCGGCUCCGGGCCCUUGGCUUCUCAGAGGAGCUGAUUGUAGAGCUGCACACACUGUGUGAUUGUAACUGCAGUGACACCCAGCCCCAGGCUCCCCACUGCAGUGAUGGCCAGGGGAACCUACAAUGUGGUAUAUGCAGCUGUGCCCCUGGCCGCCUGGGUAGGCUCUGUGAGUGCUCUCAGGCUGAGCUGUCCUCUCUGGAUCUGGAAUCUGGGUGCCGGGCCCCCAAUGCGACAGGGCCCCUGUGCAGUGGGAAGGGACGGUGCCAGUGCGGACGCUGCAGCUGCAGUGGCCACAGCUCCGGGCGCCUGUGCGAAUGCGAUGAUGCUAGCUGCGAGCGACACAAGGGCAUCCUUUGUGGAGGCUUUGGCCGCUGCCAAUGUGGAGUGUGUCACUGUCACGCCAACCGCACGGGCAGAGCAUGCGAAUGCAGUGGGGACACGGACAGCUGUGUCAGUCCUGAGGGAGGGCUUUGCAGUGGGCACGGACACUGCAAAUGCAACCGCUGCCAAUGCUUGGACGGCUACUAUGGUGCUCUGUGUGACCAGUGCCCAGGCUGCAAGACACCAUGUGAGAGACACAGGGACUGUGCAGAAUGUGGGGCCUUUGGGACUGGUCCCCUGGCCACCAAUUGCAGCACGGCUUGUGCCCAUGCCAAUGUGACCUUGGCUUUGGCCCCUAUCUUGGAUGAUGGCUGGUGCAAAGAGAGGACUCUGGACAACCAGCUGUUCUUCUUCCUGGUGGAGAAUGAGGCUGGAGGCAGGGUCAUGCUGAGAGUGAGACCCCCAGAAAAGGGAGCAGACCACACACAGGCCAUUGUGCUGGGCUGCAUAGGGGGCAUCGUGGCAGUAGGACUGGGGUUGGUCCUGGCUUAUCGGCUCUCAGUGGAAAUAUAUGACCGGCGGGAAUACAGUCGCUUUGAGAAGGAGCAGCAGCAACUCAACUGGAAGCAGGACAGCAACCCUCUCUACAAAAGCGCCAUCACCACAACCAUCAAUCCCCACUUUCAAGAGGCAGAAGGUCCUCCUCUGUGAAGCAGGGGAGGGACACUUAUCCCAAAGCUCUUCUUUCUGAGAGGGCAGUGGGAACUGGGUGGGGGUGGGUUGUCUAUUAGGCAGCAGACUGGCAGGGGAUUAAUCCACUGCUGAGGAGUGGUUACCACCCUAUUCAUUUUCAGAGUGACACCCAAGAGGGCUGCUUCCUACUGCUGCCACCUUGCUUCCUUACCUCACAAGGAGUCUUACAAAUAUACAAUAAAGAGUCUUACCUCAGACCACA
Galeopterus variegatus (Sunda flying lemur) is the source of this 2868-nucleotide messenger RNA. RefSeq names its product integrin, beta 7 (gene ITGB7). Gene Ontology annotation, biological process: cell migration; cell adhesion mediated by integrin; cell-matrix adhesion. Gene Ontology annotation, cellular component: cell surface; focal adhesion; integrin complex. The record is from RefSeq and is a predicted model, not a curated record. Bases 228 to 2624 code for a protein of 798 amino acids. The transcript is spliced from 16 exons. NCBI's taxonomy places the organism in Eukaryota, Metazoa, Chordata, Mammalia, Dermoptera, Cynocephalidae. Gene Ontology annotation, molecular function: integrin binding.